UAUUCAUUUACCACGUGAAAACUGACUGACUACUGUGAAAUAGUCGAAUAGUCGAUACUCGAUAGUGCGUAGAAAAUAUCUUCCAUAGUUCCAUUCAUCCUUCAAUUGUUCAGUGUUCACAUUCCACAUAUUUUGUAAUUUUAUUGUUUAUAGAUUUACUGGAUACAAAAUGCCUGUUAACUAUAAUAAAAAGAAGUUGGGUAAAAAGAUGAAGAAGACUCCAAGUGUUGCGUGUCCUCUCAUAAAAGAUCAUUGGAAUGACAAGGUAUCAGUGGCUAAGAAUUUAAGUAACUUUGGACUAACAAAUAAUCCUAGCAAAUCCAUUUUAACUGGUUUUACCAAUACUCAACCACAAAUACAAGGUGAAGAAAUUAAAGAACAUAAUAAAAAGCGUCAAAGAGAGGCAAAACAGCCACAAGUUGUCAAACUGUUGGAAGAACAAGCAAAUAAGCCUACAGGAAUCAAGCAGAUAACAUUACCUACUGGCACGAUAAAGUUCAUCACUUAUCUUAUGGAGAAAUAUGGAGACAAUUAUAAGGAGAUGACAAAGGAUCCGAAAAAUGUUUACCAAAUGACAUGGAAACAAAUACGUGCAAAAAUAUUAACAUUCAAAAGCAUAAAGGCUUACGAGCAUUUAAUGCCACGGCCAAUAGCCGAUUUAUAAUUUAUUUUUUAGUUAUUUAUAAUCUUAAUUAAAAAAAAGUCGUUUGGAAUUUUUUUAAAUUAUGUUAAAAAAAAAAGUAUACACAAGUUGAUUUUUAA
Messenger RNA from Rhopalosiphum padi (bird cherry-oat aphid), 762 nucleotides. Its product is annotated as nucleolar protein 16-like. Gene Ontology annotation, cellular component: nucleolus. The transcript is spliced from 4 exons. The coding region runs from base 170 to 664 and encodes 164 amino acids. NCBI's taxonomy places the organism in Eukaryota, Metazoa, Arthropoda, Insecta, Hemiptera, Aphididae. The record is from RefSeq and is a predicted model, not a curated record. Gene Ontology annotation, biological process: ribosomal large subunit biogenesis.